GCCCGGACUAUGCCUUCCAUAUUUGGCACUGCAUACGCGUUUAUUCAGCAUGUACAAGCAGGCCACGCUAAACCUAAUACAUAAUGCAUAACUAACCCACUAUUCCACAUAUGGUCUAGCGCGACGACAUCACUCUUAAAGCGCAUCAUUGAGCUCCUUCACCAAAUCGAUAUCACUGACCCGACCGCGCCAACACUCCACGCAUGUGAAUUUAAGCCGGCUCGAAUUUCCCUAUGAUCACUUGAACCCGCGAUCGCCCGUGCGAAACGAAUCAUAAUGACCGAUUAUUCAAAAUGGAAGGUGACCGACCUAAAGGCUGAGCUGAAGCGCCGCGGUAUUGCGCAGACCGGCCUCCGGGUUAAACAGCAGUUUAUCGACAAACUUCUCGAGGCUGAAGCUGGCGACCAAGGCGGAGAGUCGACCGAGGGAGCUUCCGCUGGACCGGAAUCUACCGAUGCGCAGGAUACAGCUGAGCAGCAAACCGCCGAAACUGAACAACCCGCGGAACAGCCGACCCCCGACGUGCCGCAAGACGUGAAACCCGAGGAACAGAAAACGGAAGAACCGAAGCCGGAACAAGCACAGGAAUCGUUGGCCCAAAAUGGCCAUGUCGAAAAGCGCGACGAACCCAAACCUACGGAGCCGACGGCGGAAGAAACACCAAGGGUUGAGGCCGAGGUAGACCAGCCGAUGACCGAUGCGGCUGAACAAGAGCGACAGGAGGAGAAACCACAAGAACAGGAGCAGGCGGAUUCAGGAAAGGAGGCAGAGAAAGCUCCAGAAGAGGUGCCGGCCUCUCAGGCCGGACCCGAUGAGGCAGCCGCUCAACCGGUUGAGCAGGCUUCCGGUGAUGCGGUGACUCAGGAAGCUCCAUCUGAACAACGCGAACCUGCAGGCGCGGAACCUGCUGCUCCUACCGAUAAGGAUGCACCAUCGGCCAAAGCGCCGGAAGCGGGCGACGAAUUGCCCCCUGCCCUCCCUACUGAAGAAGGGGCUGAGGACAGGCUUAAACGGAAGCGCCGCAGCCAAAGCCCGAUCGCAACGCCUGAAGCGCUUGCAAGUAAAAAGGCUAAAGCGCAGGAUGAGACACCGCGUGUGGUGUUGCCAGAGGACCAGGAAGGUCUCGCUACAGAAGAACAACUAGUCAAAGAGCAGGUGCAGCAACAGGAAGCCAGAGAGGAGCAUGGCGCACCUGCACCCGCACCCGUUCCUGAGGAGUCGCGUCCCAGGAAGGAAGCGCCGCCUAAGCAGGACGCCCGGUUUAAGGGCCUCUUUGCCGGCGCAGAGCGGGAACAGGUCCGCCCUGCUUCGCCUCUGGCGGACACGGAGAUGAAGGACGCAGAGGUUGAGCCUGCGCUUCAUGUUGCUACCGCAGCUCUCUAUAUUGGCGGACUGAUGCGCCCGCUCCAGCCAGGAAUGCUGCGAAACCAUUUAGUCACCUUGGCGUCUGCUCCAGGAUCCUCGCCUAGUGAAGACGUAAUCGUCGACUUCCAUCUGGAUCAUAUUAAGACACAUUGCUUCGCUAGCUUUAUAAAUGUUUCAGCAGCAUCACGAGUUCGUUCUGCGCUCCAUGGAAACAUUUGGCCAAAUGAACGGAACCGCAAGAAUCUCUUUGUUGAUUUUAUUCCGGACCAGAAGCUCCAACAAUGGAUUGACAUGGAGGAAGAAUCACGACGACGUGGUGGUCCUCAGCCCCGUUGGGAGGUCAGAUAUGACCGCACCGAAGAUGGCGUCGAAGCCGUCCUGGACGAAAUCGACCCCAAGAGCGCCGCCGGAAACCCAGCUCCACGAAGCCGCCAGGAAUCCAUGACCGACGCCCCCCGCGUACCUCCAUCUGGUCCACGUGCUGACAGAGAGCGAUUCCCAUCCGGUCCUUCACGAGCACCGCCACCGGCAGAACCUCGGCCAUCGCGACCGGGGCAGGGCUUCAAACCACUCGAUGAACUGUUCAAGUCCACAACAGUCAAACCCAAACUUUACUAUCUCCCGGUAUCGCGAGAAACAGCAGAUCGACGUCUGGACCGGUUCGACGAUCUACUGCGAAAGGGAGACUAUCCCCGUCGCGGAGGUGAUGAGACCAGACGUAUCUCAUUUGAGGAUGGAGACCUGUUCGUGGACAAUGGACCGGAAUUCGCAGGAGGAGGAGGAGGAGGAGGAGGAGGAGGAGGACGGAACCGACGUCGGGGCCGCGGGCGCGGUGGCUUUGGGGAUUCGUGGAGGGGAUGAGGCAUUGUGUAAUAUUUUAGUUGCAUUUGGGAAUGGAUUUAUUGGAUUGGACUGGGGUUUUGGCAUGUGUAUUAUAUCUCAUUUUCAUCUAUUAUAACUGUACAGUAAGAGGCUUCGUAUAAAAUAUCCGAAGAUUACCCAAAAAGGAUAAAGUGAGGCCAUCAAAGCUUGACCAAAUCUUGGC
This is a messenger RNA of Aspergillus glaucus CBS 516.65, 2410 nucleotides long. Its product is annotated as SAP domain protein. The coding region runs from base 277 to 2226 and encodes 649 amino acids. The transcript has a single exon. Lineage: Eukaryota; Fungi; Ascomycota; Eurotiomycetes; Eurotiales; Aspergillaceae. The record is from RefSeq and is a predicted model, not a curated record.